Messenger RNA from Bombina bombina (fire-bellied toad), 1269 nucleotides. Its product is annotated as zinc transporter 10-like. The coding region runs from base 24 to 1085 and encodes 353 amino acids. Lineage: Eukaryota; Metazoa; Chordata; Amphibia; Anura; Bombinatoridae. Gene Ontology annotation, biological process: detoxification of zinc ion; intracellular zinc ion homeostasis; zinc ion transmembrane transport. The transcript has 3 exons. Gene Ontology annotation, molecular function: zinc ion transmembrane transporter activity. The record is from RefSeq and is a predicted model, not a curated record.
ACCUUUCUCACUUACCCCACAGCAUGAAGUCUCUUGUCCUCCUCCCUACUCUCGCCCUAUCUGUCCUCCUUGCCCAGAUAAUCCUGAGCCGCCUCUCUGACUCCAUCCUUGCCUUGUCUGACUCGGCUCACACCUUAUCCCUUCUCAUCACCCUCUGCCCUCCCAUAAUCCUUGCCCGAUUUCACUCCUCCCUUCCCCAUCAUGCUCGCCUGCGUCUUCCCACCUUAUUUUCCCUCCUGGCUCCCUUGCUCCUUUCCUCCCUCAGUUUCUCUCUUGCCCUAGGGUCUUUUGGCCGCCUUGUCCGUCCUCAUGCUCCUCAUCGCCCAGUUAUCAUCAUCAUCGGAGGAGUACUAGGUUUGGUGUUCAACAUCCUUUAUAUCAUAUUUGCUGGAACUCUGCCAAAAUGUCCUUCAAGAAAGGGGUCUUCUACAGACCAGCCGCCAACUGCCGGAGCACACGAUGGAGAUCCAGGCUUGAGUCUUGCAAGACCAUUACCUUUGUGGCAUAUUCUGGCCUCGCUCACCCCCUCCACACUCCUAAUUGCCAGUGGCCUAGCCCUUCAUUUAAUGAUUGACAGUGUGGUCCUACGUUACAUGGACCCCACUCUAUGCUUAUCUAAUGUGGUUAUUAUGGUGGCUUCAGCCUACUCAAGUAUAGUUCAAAAUGGCCGACUUCUGCUCCAGGCUGUGCCACCCUAUUGUGACUUGCCCAGCCUUAAGCGUGGACUAGAAAGUCUUUGUGGUCCUGAAGGCCACCAUGAGCUUCAUGUAUGGGAAGUGGCCCCAGACCAAGCAGUGGCCUCUCUUCACCUCUGCUGCCCAGGGCCAGAGUCCUACCAAGUUCUCCUAGAGCAGACACGUCUCUUGCUUGGGCGCCAUGGCAUAGGAAAAGUAACAGUGCAACCGGAAUUUGCAAAUCCCGGUGCCUGCUCCAUGGCUUGUGGCCCAGCCUGUGUCCAUCACCUUUGCUGUGACCCAAGACAAUUAGAGACAUCAAAAAUAAAGGGCCAGGUUUUACAUAACAAAGGAGAAACAGGACAGUUUGGAUGUACCGACUGCGUCCAUCAACUUAAUAACCAGUGUUAAUUGGUGGUCAACAAGGGACAGUGAUAGAGAUGGAAAUUCUGCACCCUGGGAGAGGGCGCAACUGCUUGCUUUUACUCCAAGUGGAUAUUUAACCCAUUAACAUAUUUUAAAGCUAUUAAUCUUCUGAAUACUAAUAUUUUUUGGAUAUUUCGUACAGUCAAAAAUAAACUUAAAAACUUUGCAA